AUGUCUAUCUAUACUGAAACACUGUACAAAAACAGCACGACCAAUAUUCCUGAAUUUGUCCUUGAAGGAUUCACAGGAAUUCCUGCUAAAUAUUAUGGAUUGGUAGGAACCUUUUUCUUCUUCAUUUAUCUGAUGCUGGCAUCUGGGAACGUUUUCAUCCUUGUAUUUGUGGCAUGUGAAAAAAGUCUUCAGAAGCCAACGUAUAUCAUCUUCUGUAAUCUUGCAAUAUCAGAUCUUGGAUUUGGAACUACAACUCUGCCCAGAAUCAUUGCUAAGUAUUGGAUGUCAGAGAUCAUUUCAUUCAAUGGUUGUUUUACACAAAUGUAUUUUGUCCAUUAUUUUGGGACUUGCACCUCAUUUCUUAUGGCAUUAAUGGCCUACGAUCGAUUUGUUGCCAUAUGUAACCCAUUGAGAUAUCCAGUUCUGAUCACACACACCACUAUUGUGAUUCUUUGUUCAGUGCUUUGGAUAGAACCCCUCCUCCAGCUUGGUGUCGUUACUGCACAUAUCCUUAGUGUGCCUUAUUGUGGCCCAAAUAUUAUACGUCACUGCUACUGUGACCAUAUUUCAAUAAGAAAUCUUGCAUGUGCAGACAUAACAGCCAUAAAUGUCACUAGUACUGCCCUUGCUAUGACUGUACUGUGGGGUCCUUUAUUUUAUAUCAUAUUUUCUUACGUGGCCAUCAUUAUUUCAGUCAUGAAAAUCUCAAAUAAAGAUGGACGCUAUAAAGCCUUUUUAACAUGUACUCCACAGCUAUUUAUCAUCUGCCUGUACUAUCUCCCCAGAAGUUUUGUGUAUAUUGCACUUAAUGUUGGAUUUCGUUUUGAAACAAACCUCUAUAUUGCAGUGGUAAUGACGUACAGUCUUUUCCCUGCCCUCAUUAAUCCACUCAUCUACUGCUUUAGGACCAAAGAAAUUAAGGACAUGUUAAUGAAAAAAUUAAAGCAAAGACAGGUGAGGGUAAAUAGAAAAAAUGUGGACCAGGAAGACGACGACGUAGAAGUCAGCGCUCCCCAGCCUCCCCGCGCUUUUCGCUGGUGCUGA
Ictalurus furcatus (blue catfish) is the source of this 1044-nucleotide messenger RNA. Its product is annotated as olfactory receptor 2AT4-like. The transcript has 2 exons. Gene Ontology annotation, molecular function: olfactory receptor activity; G protein-coupled receptor activity. Lineage: Eukaryota; Metazoa; Chordata; Actinopteri; Siluriformes; Ictaluridae. Gene Ontology annotation, biological process: G protein-coupled receptor signaling pathway. The coding region runs from base 1 to 1044 and encodes 347 amino acids. The record is from RefSeq and is a predicted model, not a curated record. Gene Ontology annotation, cellular component: membrane.